Molecule: messenger RNA, 1326 nt
Organism: Paramecium octaurelia
Lineage: Eukaryota; Ciliophora; Oligohymenophorea; Peniculida; Parameciidae
Source: the annotation of a GenBank genome assembly
AUGUCAUAUCGAGAACUUCGUAACUUCUGCGAAUAAAUGAGGGCUUUGGGGUAUCAUAGAAUUAUUUCAAUGGAAAACUUCAGAAGGCCUAACUUUGAAUUGGUUGCUGAUAUCUUAUAUUGGCUAGCUUUGAAGUAUGACCCGAAUACGGACAUAUCAGACAAUAUUGAUGAGGAAGUAUAGAGUGAAAAUUAAAAAUAGCGACAUCGAGUUGAAUUUAUAAAACAGAUUACUACUCUUUUUGUUAGUAAGGCUAGGCUGAAGAUAAAUCCAAAGAGAUUAUAUAUGGCAGAUGUUUAUGCAGUUCAAGAAAUUUUGAAAAUUUCAACUUUUUUAUAUAAAUCAUAAAUAACUUCUCCUGCUGAGGAGGAUGAAGUGCAUGAUUUCGUAAACAUAUUAAUCUGAUUUAUCCAAGUCUCUCCCCUCUAAAUUAAGUAAUAUUAAGAGUCAUAAGGUGUUGGCAUAAGAGAUUACUGACUUAGCCACAAGGUUAUAUGAUUAAUUAGGGAAGGAGGAUGAGGUGAGAGUUGCAAGAGUAUUGAUUCAAAUUCUAUACAUAGGAAAAAGCAUUAUAAUUCCUGUAAAAUGUGUCUAGAGGUGGGAACUCCCAGUCAGAGCAAUCUUAAAUUUAAAAGUGCAUUGAAACGAUGUUGAAAUAAUAAGAUUAGAACAUACUAGAUAUGUCUAAAUAUGUAAGUGGUUUAGAAAGGGAUCAAAAGCAGAUUGAUGAAAAAAUCAAGAGAAAGACAAAGGAACUAGAAUAGGCAGAAAAAAGGUUAAAGGGAAUGACUAGUGUCAAGCCUGCUUAUUAAGAAGAAUAUGAUAGAUAGGAAUAUGAAUUGGAAAAGUUAUACUAAGUAAAUUGAAUAUAGAUAUAUGUUAGAUUUAUGUUGAGAAAUUCAGAAAUCUUGUAUAUUUAGAACAUGUUUUGGACGCUCAAAAUAAAUAAGAAAAAAUGGAAUAGAAGAAGAAGAACUAAAUAUUAGAGGGAAUGAGGAUAAACUUUUAGGAUGCAUAUAUAAAAGAGUUGAGAGGUGGAGAUGAUGAUGGAAAUGAGGAUUAGUUAGAAUAAUUGGGAGGUGACUCUAGGUUGCAAUCGAGCAAUCAAGAGAAACGAAACAAUGAAUUUAUGAGAUAAUAACAUGGAGGAUUUAAUAAAUAGCAAAUGGAUGAGGAUGGAGAAGUAGAGGAUUUAGAGGAUCUAAGUGAGGGUGGAGAUGAAGAAGAAGAGGAAGAAGAUGAGGAGGAUGGAAUUGAGAAUUUAGAUGAUGAUGGCGAUGAUGCAGACUUUUGAAAAAAACAUAUAUAUAUAUGUAUAAAUAUAAU